AUGGCGCUCUUCCUUUUCACUACAAUCCUCUGCUCCCUGCUACAAUCCAUCCCCUUACAAAGUUCAACUGUUGGAGCAGUUGAUGAUCACAUACUUUUCCCAAAUCUAACACUUGUUCUUGGGCAGACUCUCAUUUCUCAAAACCAAAUUUUUGAAAUGGGUUUCUUCUCGCCUGGAAAAUCUUCAAACAGAUUCUUGGGAAUAUGGUACAAGAGCACACCACAAGUUGUAGUCUGGGUUGCAAACAGAAACCAUCCCAUCACUGCCUCACAACCGCCACUUUUCAUGAUUUCCGGAAAUGGAAGUCUUGUCAUUAGCAGUGGCAAAAGCAUUAUCUGGUCGGCUAGUUCAUCAGAGGUGGCAUCAAAUCCAUUUUUAGAGCUGCUUGAUUCUGGAAACUUGGUUCUUGUAGACAAGACGAGAACGGUAUGGCAGAGUUUUGAUUACCCAACUGACACCAUGUUACCUGGAAUGAUAUUGGUGGAUGAUGUUCAUGCUGGUGUGGAAAGGAAUUUGACAUCAUGGACAAGUCCAGACGAUCCAUCUCCUGGUGAUUUUGUUCACAAGAUCCAAAACCGGGGCUUGGCUGAUUUGGUAACUCUCAGAGGGGAAAGCAAAAGAUACCGACUUGGACAGUGGAAUGGGCAAUACUAUGGCGGUGGCCAACGCUUUCCGAGUGCCAUUUACAAACCAGAGUUAAUUUUCAGACAGGAGAAGUUGAUAUCCGUAGGAGAGCCCUACGACAGCUCACUUCUGGUAAGAACUAUUUUGGACACAUCUGGUACACUCCUGCGUCAUACCAUGAACGCCAGAAAAGACAAGUGGAAUCUUGCCAUCACAUUUCCUCAAGAAUCGUGCGAUGAGUAUGGCAGUUGCGGUCCUAACAGUAUCUGCAGAUCCGACAGGCCAGUUAGAUGCCAGUGUUUUAAGGGUUUCGCCCCAAAGUUCCAAAAGGAUUGGGACCUUCAAGAUUGGUCGGGCGGAUGUACUAGAACUAAACCGUUGAAUUGUGAGGGUGGAGAUGGAUUUCAAGAGAUUAGAGGGGUGAAGUAUCCUGAUAUGUUGAGAUUUUGGUUAAAUACAAGCAUGAGCCUCGGUGAGUGCAAAGCUGAGUGCUUCAAAAACUGUAGUUGCACUGCAUAUGCUAAUCCGUUCAUUACAAACGGAGGCAGCGGCUGCUUGAUGUGGUUUGGUGAUCUCAUGGAUACCAAAGGACUUUCUGCAGCAGAUAGUAAGCAGAACAUCUAUAUCCGUGUGCCACUUUCUGAACUAGAUUUUAGCACAAGUGUAGAGGAGGAGGAGAAUAAAAGGCCUACUAAAUUCAUACUGGUAUCAAUUGCUUCUGGUGUUCUUGUCUCAGCCAUUAUCAAUGGAGGUGUACUUUUUAUGUCAACACGAAAGAGGCAAGCUGUAAAAAGGAAUAACGAGGAUCUAGAAUUACCUGUGAUUAAAAUGGCAACGAUUGUGCAAGCAACAAAUAGUUUCUCUGUGGAAAACAUGAUUGGAGUUGGAGGUUUUGGUCCUGUUUAUAAGGGGAACAUGCCCUCAGGAGAAGAAAUAGCAGUGAAAAGAUUGUCGAGAUCUUCACGACAGGGUCUUGAAGAGUUCAGAAAUGAAGUUAUGGUAAUUGCAAAACUUCAACAUAGAAACCUUGUCAGACUUUUAGGAUGUUGCAUUGAAGAAGAGGAAAGGAUACUGAUCUAUGAAUACCUACAGAACAGAAGUCUUGAUCUCUUUGUUUUUGAUCACAGUGGGAGAACACUAUUGACAUGGCCUAAGCGUUAUGACAUUAUCAUGGGAAUUGCAAGGGGACUGCUAUAUCUCCAUCAUGAUUCCAGAUUAAAGAUUAUUCACAGGGAUCUCAAAACGAGCAAUAUUUUACUAGACGGACCUUUAACUCCAAAAAUAUCAGAUUUCGGCUUAGCAAGAAUAUUUGAAGAGGAUCAAUCUCUUGCUAGAACAAAAAGAGUCAUUGGGACAUUUGGAUAUAUGGCUCCCGAAUAUGCAAUGGAUGGAAAAUUCUCGGUGAAAUCUGACAUCUUCAGUCUUGGAGUGGUUUUGUUGGAGAUAAUUAGCGGCAAAAAGAACAGAGGAUAUGGAGAAUCAGAUCACUAUCUUAACCUCUUGGGCCAUGCAUGGUUGCUAUGGAAAGAGAACAAGAUUCUGGAGUUGAUGGAUGAAUGUUUGAAUGAUACAUUUGAGGAGUGUGAAGUGAAGAGAUGCAUGCAAGUGGGAUUAUUAUGUGUUCAGAAAUUUGCAGAAGAUAGGCCAAACAUGUCAUCAGUGGUUUCAAUGUUAGGAAGUGAAGGAGCAGUUUUGGCAGAACCAAAAGAGCCUGGCUUUUUCAUGGAAAGAAGUUCGAGCCCGUUGGGCAGUAGUGCAUCACCGUCGUAUAUUGAGUCAGAGAAUGAAACAAUCACAAUUACUGAAUUAGAAGCCAGAUGAAGACACCCAACAACAUUCUGCAAUUACUCUCAAUGUAAUUAAUAUACUAGUAUUAUUAAUCGAAAAUUGGAUGGAAUGGAGUUUGAGUUAGAAGAAGAAAUCAAAUUUUUGAUUGAUUUA
Molecule: messenger RNA, 2565 nt
Organism: Salvia miltiorrhiza (redroot sage)
Lineage: Eukaryota; Viridiplantae; Streptophyta; Magnoliopsida; Lamiales; Lamiaceae
Product: G-type lectin S-receptor-like serine/threonine-protein kinase SRK
Exons: 7
Coding region: 1-2445 (814 amino acids)
Biological process (GO): recognition of pollen; protein phosphorylation
Molecular function (GO): ATP binding; protein serine/threonine kinase activity
Source: RefSeq, a predicted model, not a curated record